Messenger RNA from Anguilla rostrata (American eel), 1609 nucleotides. RefSeq names its product spindle and kinetochore associated complex subunit 2 (gene ska2). Bases 126 to 809 code for a protein of 227 amino acids. Gene Ontology annotation, biological process: chromosome segregation; cell division; mitotic cell cycle. The transcript is spliced from 7 exons. Gene Ontology annotation, molecular function: microtubule binding. Gene Ontology annotation, cellular component: outer kinetochore; spindle microtubule. The record is from RefSeq and is a predicted model, not a curated record. Lineage: Eukaryota; Metazoa; Chordata; Actinopteri; Anguilliformes; Anguillidae.
UGCCGAGUCUGCCAACUGGCCAAUCCCCCACCACUAUUCCUGACAGCUGGCCAAUCGUAGCAGCUGUUACAUGAGGAACCAGCUUUAUAUUUACGGGGCUGCCUGAGGAAUGUAAACUAUUCAACAUGGAGACAGCAGUCAAUAAGCUGGAGGCGAUGUUCCAGAAGGCGGAAGCUGACCUGGAGUGCAUGGAGAAACAGCUGAAAUUUGAAUUCAUGACCAGUGUUCCUGAAAACGGCUCAGCAGAGGAGAAUCCGGUGAAGCUUCUGGAAAACCUGUCGUCCAUCAAAGUUCGACACAAGGCCCUGUGCGCACAGAUGGAGGAGAUCGCGAUCGAACAGAAGCAGUCUGUGGAGUCGAUCAAGGGCUACCUCAACACGACAGUGCAGCUUGUACAGGAGCUGCAGCAGACUGCAGAUGCUGAGAUUCCACCAUUAACAGAGAAGGAGAAGGAAGCGGCGGAGGUUCUCUGCUUACCAACCUCUCAGCACGAGUCAGAGAAUUCAGCUGCCUUGGACGCACAGCCCGCCCCCGUGCAGCCACAGGACUCGAAGUUUGCGGAGCUGAGCAAAGCGGACUUCGAGGCGGUCCCGCGCAGCGUGCGGUCCGACACCAAGCUGGCCGACCUGAACGCGCUGUACAAGCAGCUGUCUGAGCACUUUGCAGCCAAGAAGAACAGGCCACUCAGCUUGCAGCAGGUGAAGAAAAUGAACACGAAGGCGAACGAAACCAUGCUGAAAACGCUUAAGCACCUCUCCGUCAUCGAGCUAGACAAGAAGGGACUCGUUCACCCGGCAGGGAGAGACUGAGAGACGAGUGAAGGGAUUCCUGAAGACAAGAGAAACACAAAAUGGUUGGUCGCACGGGCAGCAGGUGGUCUGCACUGGUGACGAUGACUGAACUGACCAGCAACUUCCUCCCCUGCCCCAAAGCGGGCAGAUGUACUCUGUGUUUUUACUUGUUUGUAAUUAUCCUGAAGUCUCGACUUUGUUUUGACAAAGGAGAAAGGGUAAGCAUUCCAGGGGGAUUCAGUCAAAUGAGCGCUGGAAUCCUUUAUUCAGCUGCACUUUAACCAUGAGAAGGUUCCCAGCAUAAACCACAUAUUGUACAUGGAAGAGGUGACAUUUGCACUCCUUUUAAAAAAACAAAUGCAAAACAAAAAAACAUUUUGUUGAUGCCAUCUGUAGUUUUAGUGAUUUAUAUGCUCAAAGAACAGAUAGGAAAUGGUCAAACAUAUGCACUUGGCAAAAUCAAGACAUUUGCAAUCAAGACAAAAGUUUAUUUUACUAGAAGAAAGUCUUACCAGUUCAUCUAUGGCGCAGUCAAAAAGGCUUGUUUUUUAACAUUACAUAUUACUUUAUAUUGUACCUAACAAUUAUGGAACAGCAUUUUAACUGGAAAUAAUUUGGGGAAAAAAAGCAACAUUCAUUUAUAAGGACACAUUAGUGGUAGUCAUGUUGUCUUGUAAAAUGUAUUCUUGUGUUUAUCAUUUCUGCUAUUUAAAAUGUCAUUUUGAAAUAUGGUUAUGUAAGGUAUUGAACUCUGUUUUAAAAACAAAGCAUUCUAAAUGUUAUUCGAAAUUGUUACAAUAAAAAUGAGGGAACUGUCA